AUGGCUCCACAUAUAGCAGCAUACAACAGGUCAACCAGCGUUUCAAUUGUUUUUGUAAAGUAUUCUCUCAACUUUCAAAAGCUUUCCUUCGCGUUUCAUAUAAUUUUCUCAAAAGAUUUCCCAAUUUCACUCGCAAUCCUAACUUUACCCAAAAUUAAUUAGCAAUCUAAUAUUAUCUAAUACUAGACGUCUAACCCGAAUACGGAAACCUAAAUAAAAAAUAAAAAAUCUCAAACUGUUUUUUAUCUCACGUGAGUACUUAAUCAAGUGAAAUCGUCAAAAAUCAAACACUUACAUGUCACUUUACAUAGACACUGAUCUGCAUUAUCUGGAGUGUGUGUAUAUAUAUAUAGGUAUAAAUUUCGUUUAUUUAAAUUUCAUGCGUUAUACUUUUUGAUAUUUAUCGUCUAUUUUUUUUUUUGAAUAUAUAUUUUGAAUAUCGACCGAUAGUGUGCAUCGAUGAACCUGAGCACGGCACAUAAGAAUGCCUGAUAAUAUAUUAUUAUUGCGCGGGCGCGGGUCAAUAAUCGGGCACGUUGCCUGGCGACGGUGCUCCUGCUCUCUCUCAGCGUCCGGAAUUUCUUCUUCAGCAACUAGUCCUGCAGCUGCGAGCUGCAACGCGCAGAAGUCCAGCAACCUUCAAUACAUCGCCAUCGGAUCGGUUUCAUCUACUCUGGCUUAAACACUCGCCGCUCCUUGGUAAGUAAGUCGAGCCACUUUCCGUUCGAACUUUGUUCGUUCUCGCUCGGCUCGAGUUCGAGCACUUUCCGUUCGAACUUUGUUCGUUCUCGGUCGGUUCUUCGCCAGACAUCUGCUUUCGUUCUCGGUGAGCCCCGUUAUCGGAGUUUUAUUGUCUCCUCUCCACGGACUCAAAGUUCAGUAUUUCAAAACCAAAUUUAUAACCUUCGUCGCCUUUCCCACUGAUCUCUCCGUCGAGUUUCGCAAACUGGCGUCCGUUAGUUUCUCCUCUUUAUCGACCGAUUGGCAAAUAUUGCACUUUAAAACGAUAGCGAGUAUUUAAAAACGUACGAAGAAGAGGUAAUUUCAACAAGAAGAUACUCCUGUUAUCGUCACGUCGUAUUUUCAUUUUCAGUUCGACGGUCGUUCGCCAGUUAUGCGAAGGAAAAGCAGACAAUUAGCGAACUCGCAGCUCUGUGCAGAUGACAAAAGUGAAUGUGACGAACACGAUAAACUGAUAUUUCCAAGAUGUACGAUGGAAAGAUUGUGUAUGGUAUUGGACAUCGUUGAGGAACGAGGACUGGCCGACAUCGACAUAAAAUGGGGAGAUCCUAUGGAAUGCCAUUUCCCAUUAAUUCACGGAAUGAAGGCCCCCUCGUUACCAUGGAUGAUACUAAUUUACACGAUAAUGUGGAUAGGCGCCUUUGGCAUCAUGCUGGGCUCGCGGUUCAAACUAGCUUGCGCCUGUUUCGCAAUUCCGUAUUGGUACAUCUUUUUCCUGGAUAAAAGUUACUGGAACAACCAUACCUAUCUGUAUGGGAUCGUUGCUAUUCUCUUCUGGGGUACGGAGGCUAACAAUGCGUUGGAUGCUACGAAGAUGAAAGGAACCGAGAGGACCGUGCCAUUGUGGAACUAUUUCAUUCUAAAGUUUCAAUUUUUUGCGCUGUACUUUAUAGCUGGAUUGAAAAAAUUCAGCGUAGAAUGGCUGUCAGGGUAUGCCAUGAUGAACUUAUCGCGACAUUGGAUCUUUAGCCCAUUCAAAUUAUUUUUGACCAUGAAACAGACUGAUUUUUUCAUAGUUCACUGGUUUGCAUUUAUCUUUGACCUCACGGUUGGAUUUUGGAUGCUGUUCGAUAAAACUCGUAUCCCUGCGAUGGUCUUUUGUACAGCUUUCCACUUAAUGAAUUCCAGAUUGUUCAACAUCGGUAAGUAAAUCCGUCUUUAUGACAAUUUCGUCGAGACGAAGACAGUGGAACUCCUUCGAUGAAUUUGUCGGGAGAGAUAAAUAAUUUAUAUAACUAUAAUAUAAUAGGAAUACUCGCUCACUCUUCUCAUUAUCUAUAA
Molecule: messenger RNA, 2022 nt
Organism: Heterotrigona itama
Lineage: Eukaryota; Metazoa; Arthropoda; Insecta; Hymenoptera; Apidae
Source: the annotation of a GenBank genome assembly